AUGGAGGGAUCCAAUAAUGUUGGCGACCCUCUGCCCUACGCGGCCAUCAGUCGGCUCAACGCUCGUUCAAUAGCACCUGCUCGGAGGGGCGGCAACCGGGCCCUCUCCACAUGGGUUUUUGAAAAUUAUUUCCAGCCUCAGGAACCGUGGCGAAAGAAGUCGCAAUCGUUUUCGCCUCUGACUGCUUUCGUGACGCGCGAAAUAUGUUCGGACGAGCAGACUUUGGCAUCGGCUCAUUUGGUCACGGCGAAGGCCCUCGCAUACUUCAAUGCCGCGACUCCGUUUCUCGGCUCCGUCCAUAGCCCUCUCCGGCGCGCCUACGCAUCCUUCCAGCACGGGUGCCCCGACAAAAGUGUCGGCGAGGCCGUCGCUGCGGUGUGGCUGGAGCAGCCACGGCUGCGGCGCUGGUUGGUGGAAGGAUACCGUUCCCCCGCCGGCUUAUGCAACGACUGGCUAUCAGCGUCCUCACACCGUCUUUCCCUGUCCCCUGAAACCUCCACUACAACGGACUUUUGUGCUACAGAGGGGAUAUUGUUCGUGGGCGUGAUCGACGGCCUGGGGUAA
Colletotrichum orchidophilum is the source of this 564-nucleotide messenger RNA. RefSeq lists its product as uncharacterized. The coding region runs from base 1 to 564 and encodes 187 amino acids. The transcript has 2 exons. Lineage: Eukaryota; Fungi; Ascomycota; Sordariomycetes; Glomerellales; Glomerellaceae. The record is from RefSeq and is a predicted model, not a curated record.